AACGCGGCCCCUAUUCUUGUCACAGGGAGUUCUGGAUAUCUCGGCUCGGCAUUGAUCCGGACGCUGCGAUCCCGUGGAAUUAAGGCGGUUGGGAUGGACCUUGUCUCUGCCGAAACUACCGACUUCCUCGGCUGCGUGUCAGAUGCAGCUGCUGUGGCCGCGGCAAGCGAGGCACCCAACCUCGACUUCUACAAAGAUUCUGACUUCGAGCGUGUGAAUGUUGUCGGCACCGAGAAUGUGAUGCGGCGGGCGGAUGAAGCACCGAUGGUCGGCGUGGUCUUUUCCUCGACGACAUCCUUGAUGAACACGGCUGAGGUGAAAAGGCGAAGUGCAGCAGAGACCAUGGUCCUCAAGGCUUCCGUGGACUACGGCACACCGAGGAACAUCUACGGCGUAACGAAGAAACGCGCAGAAGAGCUCGGCCAAGGAAGCUACAAGACUCCCAUCGCCAUUCUGAGAUGUAGCCGCUUCUUCGCAGAGGAUGCGUAUGACACCUCCGUCGACAAAACGCACCGCAGCAGUGCCGGAUCGAAUGGAAACAUCAAGGCAAAUGAGCUCCUGGCGGGUACUCGAGCAUCGCUGGAGGACAUGAUCAUGGCACAUUUGCUUGCUUUGGCCCACCUGGCAAACGCUCCGAUCACCCACCGCGAAAUUCUGGGGCCCUUGGUGGUGUCUGCGGCCUGCCCACUGCUGCAGGGCGAAAGCUGUGUGCCCGAGCCGACUGAUGCUGUGCGUCGACUCUACAAGAACCUGGGUUGGACUCUGCCCGAACGCUUCGGAAAGAUCAUCGACUCCCGUGAGACGUGGAAACGACUGGCCUGGCAGCCUCGUUGGUCCAUCGGGCGGCUCCUGAGCGAUAUUGACAAGAACGUGAACCGCGAGCUCAUUGAGUCUGGUGGACUUAGCGCCAGUGCCUUUGGCUACACCUACACCUUGCGAAUUGGGUUACCUCCAAUCAAAGAAGUUUGCGCAGAGACACUAGAUGACAAUGGCAUCACCAUCGAUGGCCACACCGAUCUUUCCUUCACGGAGGAGCGAUCAUCCCAGAGCAGGAGGUUCGUGGUUCUUCUAGAGUUCUAA
Molecule: messenger RNA, 1080 nt
Organism: Symbiodinium sp. CCMP2456
Lineage: Eukaryota; Dinophyceae; Suessiales; Symbiodiniaceae
Source: the annotation of a GenBank genome assembly